CUGGUAGUCCACGUCCAGCAGUUGCCUUCUCUAGCUUUACUAAAGCAAAUGCUCCUUGGUGGGAAGAGGAGGGUAUGGGAGAUGGAAGAGAAGGUGCUAGGAGAGAGAUCUCCACCCCUGCUUACCCUGCGGGGACACCAUGGCACAGGGAAACACCCGCCCCAUAACUCUCUCUACUUUGGCUGCACAAGGAGGGCAAAACUGUUUGGCACAGAGAUUUGGGUCUGAAUCCCGGCUCUGCCACUCCCUGGCUGCGUGACCUUGAGCAAGUUCCUCAGCCUCUCUGCCCCUCAAUUUCUCCACCUCAGAUUCCUUUGGCACGGGCCCUCAGUGGUUGUGACCACUGAGCGAGAUCGCACGUGUGAAGUUCAUGGCAGUUAGCAGGAGCUGGGUAAACAGUGUUGGCUCUUCCAGCUCUGCUUCUCCCCCUUGGCCACCCAGCCCUGUGGUGCCAUUUUACAGAUGGGGAAAUGGGGUCUGUAGAUGGCGAGGGAGCUCUGCAGCCCCUCUGCCUUCUCGUGGUUCUGGGAGCCCUCCCUGGAACCUCCUCUAUCUGCCCAAGCCUGGGACACCCCAGGGCUGCUUUGCAGGGGUGCCCCUUCCCUUAUGGCCUGGCUCUCCUCCCAGGGGCUACAGAAAGGAUGGUUAUUAAGGGACACCCUACUCUCAGCAAACCCAAGUGCCUCUGGGAGCCUCUGAAGCAUCCUCUCUGGACAAGGCUCUCCAAAGCAGUGUCUGGGCCAUCGGUUACAAUUGUCCCUGCAGCACCCACUUCAUAUUCCAUAGGGGCUUCCUCGAGGACCAGGCUGCUGGAUAUGCCUUCCUAGCAGCCCCAGGUUACAAAAACAAGACUGAGGCUCAGAUGGAUUGUGUGAUUUGCCUGAAGUCCAGCUGAUUCCACAGCUCUUAAAUGGAGAGUCAGGUGUCCGUCAGUGAGGGGCAGGGCAGGCUUUCAAGGGCUUGGCCCAUCAAAAGUGGACUCCCGGGUGGAAUGGGAUGCAGGGGAUAGAAGACCCCCUGUAGCCGUGGGUCUUAAAAUGAGUGCCGGGGAGCCCUGAGGGUGAGAGCCAGGAGUGAGGGGGCCUCCAGGGUGCCCAGGGGUGGGGUGAUGCCGAGCAGAGGUUCUCAGCCUGCAGCUGAGGCAUUUCAGAAGCUCCUGGAGGUACCUCUUUAAAUGCAGGUCGCAGGGACCCUCUCCCUCUGCAGCAGCCUCAGGUUCAAGCCCUACAUCGCCAAGUAUUAAACACCUCUGGACUCGAGGUCUUCCUCUGUAAAGAGCAAGAGUGAUCUCUACCUCACAAGGUUGUUUCGAGUACUGAUUACAUAAUAAAAAAUAGGACUCAGUAAUACUGGAGUCUAUAAAGUGCCCCUUAUGCCAGGUGCUCCGUAAAAGGGGAUUUCUUUUACUCAUUCAUUCAACAAAUGAAUGGCCCUCUGUGAGGCCCAGGUACUGUAUGGGGACUGGGGACACGGCACUGAAGCAGAAAGGCAAGGCCUGGCCCGUGGACCCACCACCCGGGCGGUCUCCUCCCUUCCCCACAACGUGAAUCUGGUCAGAGCCCGCCAGCCACUGCGUUUGGGCCUUGGGUCUCCAUUUCUCCAUCCAGAUGAGAGCCCAGUAUCACUAAAAAUAGGGCAGCAGCAAACAGAGCCUGAUCAGGAAUGCCUGGAGAUUCUGGCCUAGGACAGUUAAAAAAAAAACAAACAACACACUGCAGACUCCAACUCAUUAUUGGAUCCUGAAAUCACUUACUACAUUGCAAAUGUUUUUUUUUUUUUAAAUGAAAGACUACAACAGAAUAAGAUGAAAAUAUCAGAGUGGUACAUUUAAGCAGAAUGGGCAGCAAUGACAGCGAAUGUAAUCAUGACAAGAAGUUUUAAAACUACAGAUCCUGAAACCCAGAAAGGCAGGCACCCACUACCCCCACUCCUGUAACAGAGAAAAAAAAUUCCCACUUUGUAAUUGCAUCUGGUCAUCGGGAAGCUCCAGUUUUGCGGGCAGAGGGCUGCAUCCAACCCUUCCUAAAUCAUCACCCAGAGGCGCCCACUGACUGACAGGGACGCAGAGGAUGCAGGGGAGUAAGAAGUGCACGGACGGCUUCAGCGACUCCUCGAGCAUUGGCAGCGUGCUGGACGAUGCAGACAGGGAGGUGAGCAGCCUCACAGACCGGGCGUUCCGGAGCCUGUGCAUCUCAGAGGACGCAUCCUUCCAUGACUCCGACCUGGCCCUGUCCCCGGAUAUCACUCGCCAAGUGUUCGGGAAUUUUCACCAGAGAACGGUGAGCCAUACCCAUCGGAAAAGCGGCAUUUGGAGCCAGUUACCAUCCCAAGGCACGGAGCAUGCCGGCUGGGCGGCCACGUUCCAACAGCUGCCCAAGUACGUUCAAGGGGAGGAGAAGUAUCCCAAGAGCAGCCCCCCACUGACACCAGCCCAGAGGAGACUGGAGGUGCCCGUUUCUGGCCUGAGGAGCAGCAACAAGCCUGUUUCCAAAGUGUCGUCACUGAUUAAAUCUUUCGACAGGACUGAAAGCCAACGUUGUGACAGCAGGCCUCCUACCAGCAAGCCUCCAGCUCUCAAAAAUCCCCCCAAAUUUGCUCCUCUUCCAGAAAGCGGUGUCAACUUCUGCUUCGAUUCUGCCGUUUUGACGGUCAGGAGGGUGCCUGCUGAAGUCUCCAGCGCCCAUAAGACUAGCCACCAGCCCGGCAGGAAGCACGGACAGCAGGAGUCCCCCAAGAAUCCUGAAAUGGCCCGUCACGGCCCCAACAGCUUCCUCCCAACGCCCGAAAACGCAGCCAACUCAUUUGAGUCAAAGUUCCCCUCUCCGGCCCACAGGGCAGCCACCAGCGAGACUGGAAGGGGCCAGGAGUGGGCUCGCAAAGGGACCUUUCUUCACAGUGAAAACAGUGCUUUUGAGUCAUGGAACGCCCACCAACCCAGGCUGCCUGAGAGGAAGGACGCUGCUGACACUGUCACAGAAAGCAAGGCGCCCAAGCGUUAUGAGGACACGCCCUUGUUAAGAGAGCCCCCGGCCUCUGAGCACAAAACCUCCCCCUGCCACCUCCGGGCCGGCUGCGGUCAGGAAGAGAACAGGCUGGCCGCAGGGACUCACUCCGCAUCUGGAACCUGGGAUUCUAGGGAUCUGGGAGCCCAGGGAUUUGCUACGGAGGGAAAAGCUUCCAGCUCACAGCCUGAGCCUCCAUCGAAACCGACCCAUGUCCCCUGGAGGAAACCAAAGGCUGGGAAGGGAGGUAAAGAAAGUCUGCAAGAUGCUUCAGAAGAGAAGAAGCAGACCAGCUGGAGAGGCCCAGCCUUGCAUACAAAGCACAAUCCCCAGGGGCAGUUUCCAGAAAAGGAUGCCCUCGACACGCCUGUGGACCCCCACGAGCAUUACGAUCCUCCUUUCAACAUCAGUAAGCUUCUGACCCCUGUCAUACCCAACAAGCACGUGCUGGAGUCCUCCAACAGCCAGCCAGCAGAGGUAACCCCAUCACCCACAGGACAGCUAAACGGAUACCAAGAGAAGGAGCCCGGUGAAUGUCAGUCCUGGGACAGUUACAAAUCCAAAGCCCCCAGCCUGCUGUUCAACCUCAAAGAUGUGCGGAAGUGUGUGAAGAGCACGUACAGUCCCUCACCUCUCUUGAAAGGCCCUGAUGAGAAAACCAGAGGCAAGCAAGAAUCCCUGAGCAACGGCGGCCUCCUUCCCAACGGGCUCGAGGAAGGCCCUCCAGAUGAGCUUUCUAAGGAGACACCAGCUGAUGCCCCUUCUGUGUCACUCACCAGUACGCAGAAGGACCCCAGAGCUGACCCCGGUGCAGCCUCUGCAGACAACUACCUAACUCUCACCUCGCCAUCACCUAACACCAAAGCGCCCUUCUGUGUCAAUGGCGAGGCCGGCGACAGGAACAGCUAUGAGAAGGACGAUGCCAGUGGAGAAUCGGAGAUGGGAGGUGCCAGGCCCAGCUGGCGUCCAGACUCCAGGGAACACUGCCCCAGGAAACAUCUGUCUCUGAAGCUUUGCAGUGGAGACCCUGAGGCAGGGAAGGCUGCGGAGACCCCAAAGACCUCCGGCCUAGAGAAUGGAUUCUUGAGAUCCGUCUCUCAAGAUACAGAACCCGAGAGAGAGGCAAGGCUUCAGAAUCCAAACUUCAACCAGAAAUUCUCCCCAGGGCCCCUUUCUCCCGAGGAGGAAGAUGUGUUUUACAGUGACAGCCAGUCUGAUUUUAUGCCAGGCCUCAAAAGUAAGAGCAAAUUCAGCACCAGCUCUUCAGAUCAGUCCUUUGCCUCGUUCGAGGACCAGCAGAAGACGUGGUUUGCCGAGAGCCAGCAGGAAGAAAGGAGGAAUGACGUGAGUGUAGGCGACAGUCAGAAGGAUGAGAAGGAGAAAGUGAUGGAGGAAGAUGAACUACAAUACCGCACCUUGAGUAAUGGGCACGCAUGCAUGGAGGAGCACAGCAAGUGGGAAUCCUUGCAAGGAGAAGAGGAAAGUUUGCCAGAAGGUAGCCCUGGGAAGGCGUUGAGGGAGGAAGCUAAUUUCAGAGGCACUGGCAUUGGGGGAAGUAAGGAUACAGCUCUUUCACAUGCCAAAGACCUAACCCCUUCACCAUGUUCCACUUCAAACAAGCACAUACUCUUUGCAAUUAAAGACAACACCCUCAGGGCCACCCCCGUGAUAAAACCCAUCAUGCUGCCCCUCCUGAGAUCCAUGUCCUCAGAUUCCCUGCUGGGCACUGGCCACAAAGAGGAGGAACUGCCAAGGCCGGGCUGGGGCAGGGAUGCUGGUCUUUGUGCCCGCGACAGCCGGGAAAUGCCCAGCACUCUGCCACCCACCAGCGUGCAAGGCACACACUUGAAGGGGGCGGCCUGUGAGGAUAUGGAGGACCGCGGGUGGGGUCCCAGUGCAGCCAGGUCAGAGACGUCCCAGGCAGCCCCAAAGGGGUAUGUCCCAUUUCCUCCACUCACGGGAGAGGGCCAAGGGUUGAAGCCACCCCAAGAGGCCGUACAUAAAGUCGUGGUCAGCAAUGGCAAGAGCAGUUCCAUAGACCAGGGGAAGCUGGGUGCUCCAAGGUGCGUCCCCACGAUUGCUUUGCCAGAAGGCGACCUGGAAGACCAGCCACCCCUACAGAAGCUUGGAACCCGUUGGGAAGAGCAGGCACAAGGCUUCCAAAGUCACUUUUUGUCUACACCCAGAGCACAGCCCCCGGGGAGAAGACUGGUCCACGGUGAGCUAGCAGCUUCCCCCAGCGCCAGCUCCCUGGAAGAGAACAGUGCAUGCUCCCCUGCCACCAGCAGCAUUUACGAUGAUGCUUACCAGGCCCCCAGUGAGCCCAGCCUGCUGCCAGGGGAGCCUCCCCGCAGCAGCCCCUGGGCCAGCUCCCGCCCUGGCAGGGUGGCGCAGAGGGAGGACCUGACACAUGCCCUCACGUGGGAGCCCGGCUCCGACCCCCAACUGGAGUCAUCAGCAGAAGACCUCAGGACACUUUCUCCAAGAGGCUCCUUGUUGGACAUGACCACCAGCUCAGCUGGCCUCCUGGAGAAGCCAGAGCCUCCUUCUCAGCUGGAGAGGGCGGCUGGCAAGCCUCCAGCAGUACCACCCAAAACAGAGAAGGCCCUGCGGCGGGCCAAGAAGCUAGCUAGCAAGAGAAGAAAGACCGACCAGCCACAGGAAAAGCAUGGCGAACGCCGGGAGGAAAAGCUGCACCCCGAGGACUCAGAGCGCAGGCCACCUUCCCCCGGAGAGAGGCCCCCAGCCAGGUUCCCCGUGGUCCGUUCCCUGCCCCCUCCCGUGCGCCGCCACUCAGUGUCUGCCUUCUCAGAGCCGAUCCAGAGGCGGCCUGGGGGCUCCCAGUCCCUUACACCCCUGUCCCCUUACCCUGCCACCCAGAAGGUCCUCCAAGACCCCCAAUCUGGAGAGUACUUUGUCUUCGAUCUGCCGCUCCAGGUGAAAAUCAAGACUUUCUAUGACCCAGAGACGGGCAAAUACGUCAAGGUCUCUAUCCCAUCCUCUGAGGGGGGUUCCCCUGAGCCAAGCCCGCCGGAUGCCCUUGCUGCUCCCUACGUGCUGUACCCGGGCUUCCGGCCCCUGCCUGUGACAGCCUUGAUGCCCCUGCGCUGCUCCUCUCAGCUCUCUGCCCCCACCUUCCUAAGGCAGCGCCCUCACACCAACGAGGCAGCUGGCCCCAGGCCCCAGAGCGCCCAAGAUGCUGGCCUUCAGCUGGCCUCUGAGCCUCCCAGUGACCCCACCCAGCACUCUGCAGGCCAGUGCCCCGAGGGGCGCCCCCAGAGCCCAGGGGAGGAGGUGGGAGAUGCUCCAAGACUGCAUAUCAUCUCCACUAACGACCUAGAGGACUUUGCCAUGGAAGGCAUUUCUUGAGAAUCACAGCAGACUAACCCACCCCCCGAUGAACCCAGAAGAGCUUACUUCUCCCUCCCCCAGAACAGUCAAACACACAGACACACACACACACACA
Lagenorhynchus albirostris (white-beaked dolphin) is the source of this 6468-nucleotide messenger RNA. It is a transcript of the gene C16H10orf71, whose product is annotated as chromosome 16 C10orf71 homolog. The record is from RefSeq and is a predicted model, not a curated record. Gene Ontology annotation, biological process: positive regulation of calcineurin-NFAT signaling cascade. The transcript has 3 exons. Gene Ontology annotation, cellular component: Z disc. Lineage: Eukaryota; Metazoa; Chordata; Mammalia; Artiodactyla; Delphinidae. Bases 2070 to 6371 code for a protein of 1433 amino acids.